Messenger RNA from Gambusia affinis (western mosquitofish), 611 nucleotides. It is a transcript of the gene ndufs6, whose product is annotated as NADH:ubiquinone oxidoreductase subunit S6. The transcript is spliced from 5 exons. Bases 48 to 554 code for a protein of 168 amino acids. NCBI's taxonomy places the organism in Eukaryota, Metazoa, Chordata, Actinopteri, Cyprinodontiformes, Poeciliidae. The record is from RefSeq and is a predicted model, not a curated record. Gene Ontology annotation, biological process: mitochondrial electron transport, NADH to ubiquinone.
CCUGUCGACUCAGCGAGGCAGCCAGGUGCUUCAGCAAGAGGGGACCCAUGGUGACAGAGGCUGCAGAGAUAUUCAUGAGGAAAAUUAGAAGUGAAAAAGGCAGUACCCCGGGAAAAAUAUUCCAAAGUCUCCUCCCCAACCACAGGAGCUUGACUGUUGUAAACAUGGCGGCCGCUGUGUGCAGAGUUCUGUCCUUCACUAGGAACGCUAAGGUGCUCGUUCAGCCAGUGAGGUUGACUGCUGUACCCGUCCACCGAUACAGCGUGGAGGUUUCAAGUACCGGCGAGCCUAUCACUCAUACCGGCCAGGUGUUUGAUGAUAAAGACCCAAGAAGAGCUCGGUUUGUCGGAAGACAGAAAGAGGUGAAUAAGAAUUUUGCCAUCAACCUUGUGGCAGAAGAGCCAGUGACACACUUGGAGGCCAGAGUGGUGUCUUGUGAUGGAGGCGGAGGAGCACUUGGACAUCCCAAAGUCUACAUCAAUUUGGAUAAGGACACAAAGGUGGGGACGUGUGGCUACUGUGGACUGCAGUUCAAGCAGAAGCAUCAUCACUGAAGCAUCAGCCCUGUAUUUGCUUCUCUGUAUAAAAUAAAUUAUGUUGUCUAACGGGGA